Messenger RNA from Helicoverpa armigera (cotton bollworm), 308 nucleotides. Its product is annotated as cytochrome c oxidase assembly factor 4 homolog, mitochondrial. Gene Ontology annotation, biological process: mitochondrial respiratory chain complex IV assembly. The record is from RefSeq and is a predicted model, not a curated record. Bases 92 to 298 code for a protein of 68 amino acids. Gene Ontology annotation, cellular component: mitochondrial intermembrane space. NCBI's taxonomy places the organism in Eukaryota, Metazoa, Arthropoda, Insecta, Lepidoptera, Noctuidae. The transcript is spliced from 2 exons.
GUCAUAACAUCAGCUGAUAACGAAGGGACGAAGAGGUUAACUUGUUUUUGUAAUAUCUUAUAUCGAAUAUUAUCGAUUAUUAAACAGUAAAAUGACUGUAAAACCUCGAGAAAGACCUGCGGACCCAGACGAUGAUCCCGUAGAGAGUAUGUUAAAGAAAACAGGCUGCUUGGAACUACAUUAUAAAGUACAGGAAUGUAUAGCAACCACAAAGGACUGGAGGAAAUGUCAGACAGAAGUGAAUGAUUUUCGAGAUUGUAUUAACAAACACAAAAAACCUGAAGAAGUAAAAAGUUAAUUAAUCUAUA